Ornithorhynchus anatinus (platypus) is the source of this 3097-nucleotide messenger RNA. It is a transcript of the gene LIPA, whose product is annotated as lipase A, lysosomal acid type. Bases 391 to 1584 code for a protein of 397 amino acids. The transcript has 11 exons. Gene Ontology annotation, cellular component: intracellular membrane-bounded organelle. The record is from RefSeq and is a predicted model, not a curated record. NCBI's taxonomy places the organism in Eukaryota, Metazoa, Chordata, Mammalia, Monotremata, Ornithorhynchidae. Gene Ontology annotation, biological process: lipid metabolic process. Gene Ontology annotation, molecular function: hydrolase activity, acting on ester bonds.
CCACUGCAGCCCCACCACCUCCCGGCCCGUCCUCCGAGAACCGAGCGCUCAGCACACCAUUGAAUGAAAGCCAGCCGCUGCUUCCCCGGGCAUAGCGGCCGGGAAGAGGGCGGGGGCAGGAGGAGGAGGAGGAGGAGGGACCGACUUCGCCUGGAGAUUUUCAAGCCGCCGUUGAUGGGAAUGUUUUCCUCUGGCAAUGACAAAUGAGGAUGGAAAAGUCAUCUUCUAAGGGCUGGGACGGGGCAGCGAGACCUUGAAACUACUCUCUCACUUUUCCUGGAGCCUAGAGAGAGAGAGGAGGCGAGGAUUCUUCGCGAUUUCCUGGUGAAACGGGGGUAAAUUGGUGUCCCCUUUCACUUCCAACCCCCUCUCUCCAUCUAGAAAGUGAAAAUGUGGUCAGUAGGAAUAGCGGUGUGCUGGAUCCUCACGGUUGGCCUUUCCGAGUGUCAUCUAAGAAAACCAAAAAAUGUGGAUCCCGAAACGGCUAUGAAUGUUAGCGAGAUCAUCUCUCACUGGGGAUACCCCAGCGAAGAGUACCAAGUAAUGACGGAAGAUGGAUAUAUUCUUAGUGUUAACAGAAUUCCUCAUGGGAGGAAAAACUAUUGGAGAAAAGGUCCAAAGCCAGUUGUGUUUCUGCAGCACGGUUUGCUUGCGGACGGCAGUAACUGGGUCACAAACACAGCCAACAACAGCCUCGGUUUCAUCCUGGCCGAUGCUGGCUAUGACGUGUGGAUGGGGAACAGCCGAGGGAACACCUGGUCUAGGAAGCACAAGACCCUUUCAGUUUUCCAGAGAGAAUUCUGGGCAUUCAGUUAUGAUGAGAUGGCGCAAUAUGACCUUCCAGCUGUGAUCAAUUUCAUCUUAAAUAAAACGGGUCAAGAACAAGUGUAUUAUGUUGGACAUUCUCAAGGCACCACCAUAGCUUUCAUAGCAUUUUCAACCUUGCCUCAACUAGCCAAAAAGAUCAAAAUGUUUUUUGCCCUGGCUCCUGUUGCUACAGUCAAGUUUUCCACUAGUCCUCUGGCAAAACUGGGAAUAUUUCCAGAGCUGCUGUUUAAGGAAAUAUUUGGAACAAGGGAAUUUUUGCCCCAGACUGCAAUUAUAAAAUGGCUUGCUAUCCACGUGUGUACUCACAGAAUACUGAAAGAACUCUGUGGCAACCUCUUCUUUGUUCUUUGUGGAUUUAACGAGAGAAACCUGAAUAUGUCCCGGAUUGACGUUUACAGCACACACUGCCCGGCUGGAACAUCUGUGCAGAACAUGAUUCACUGGAGUCAGGCUGUUAAAUCUGGAGAGCUCAAAGCCUAUGACUGGGGGAGCAAGGCCAAGAAUUAUUUUCAUUAUAACCAGACAAGCCCUCCUUUGUACAAGGUGAAAGACAUGCUGGUGCCUACUGCAGUGUGGACCGGUGGUCAGGACUGGCUGGCAGACUCCAAAGAUACUCAGUUGUUAUUGACUCAAAUUACCCAGCUGGUUUACCACAAGAAUAUUCCUGAGUGGGAACAUCUGGAUUUCAUCUGGGGCUUGGAUGCUCCUCAGCGCCUGUAUGAUGAAAUCCUCAAUCUGAUGAAGAAAUACCAGUGACGGCCCAGGCCGGGAGACAAGUUAGAAUUAAGCGUUCGAUUGGACGUUCUGAAAAUGUAUUGUUUUUACUUGCAGUAGCCUUAAACUUUAUCAUUUCAAAAAACACCCUGGUGAAUGUGAAGAUCGUUCAUAACCACAUUUCUUUCUGUCAGAAAACAGGGGCAUUUCACUGUCCCAGAAUGGACUGAUGCCAACUAACUUGCUGAAAUUUUUUGAGGUGGGGCGGGGUGGCGGGGGCAGGGAGGGGAGAGAAUGGGAAGUGGCAAGAUUGGUCCAAAAACUAUACUUAUCAUAAUUAAUGUUCCAUGAAGAGCACACUCACCAUUGAACCCACGUCAGAGUACAUGAAGUCACGAAGUGUACCGGAAGUGCAAAGAGCAGUCGACGGGGGACUGGGAGAAAUGAAAUAAUAAGAUGGUAAAUCCUUGAGCUGUUUUCUGAUGAAGUGGUGUGCCACUAAAUGUGGAAUUUUGCUGUCAUCCCUGUUCAGAUUCUGUUGAUGAAUCACAGGAUAAUUCUUGAGGGAAAUAGCAUUUUUACAUUCUGUGAAAUACUUUAAAACCACAGAGACUUAAUUGCGUGUUAAUUGUGUUGGUCACAGAAACUGGACAGCUGAAAACAUUACUGCUUUCACUACAUAUCAGCUCAGAUAUUAAGUGGAACGUAUAAGCUCGUUCACUUGAGAAUAAUCACAUUUAUAAUAUUGCCAGUGGAGACGGUUAAAAGAAUGAGCUUUUCAACUUCUUUGGUGAUGGCUUACUCCGAACCUCUCACAAAAUAUUCAUUUCAUUCUUUCUGAUUCCCAGCAGUUUCCAUUAUCAUUGUCUUCCAAAUCUGUACUUUCCCAGGUGCUUUAGGUCAAUGCUCAAUACACAUUAAACACUCAAUAAAUACCAUUGGUUGAUCAUUUUAAAAUUUGUAUAUUGGAAAUUACUAUUGAUUCGUGAUGGUCCCAAAUGUCGUUCUAAGAAAAAUGGCGGGGGAGAAGCAGAGCAGCUCUCGUGCUGAACUUUGUGAAGCUCGCAGCCACUGAAGCAAGAUUGGAAACCAUGUCAAGGGGGUAAAAAAAGAAUCAUCUACCUUACACCAAAAACGUAUCCUUUCUGAUUUGCUCUAACUCACUGAAAAUCCCACCCUGAAUCAGAAAAGAGAUAUUAACUUUUCUAUAAUGAAAAACAAAAUAUAUUGCUUUCUUGCCUACAUCAGGGUAUCCUUCACAUCUGUUCUUUUAGCUUGCCAUUUGUGUACAUAUGUGUGUGUGCAAUAUUUGAGGCAUUUGUCAGUUCUACACAAAGCCAUGAGUUUGUGUUCUCAUAAAAACUUUCACUCAACUGCCAUUUGAUGAAUAGGAAAAGUAUGUGAAAGACCGUGAUCUGAUUUUCUAGUUUGAAGUAAGGACAUUUGAGUCAGCCAAAAAAUGUUCAGAAAUAAUGUUUAUGGAAUGUUUUAAGAAUGUUAAAUUUUUUAUCAAUAAAAUGUAGUGAAUGUUUGCCUUUACCUCCCUCCAUUGUAA